Morchella sextelata is the source of this 2154-nucleotide messenger RNA. RefSeq lists its product as uncharacterized. The transcript is spliced from 5 exons. Gene Ontology annotation, biological process: glucan catabolic process. NCBI's taxonomy places the organism in Eukaryota, Fungi, Ascomycota, Pezizomycetes, Pezizales, Morchellaceae. Gene Ontology annotation, molecular function: beta-glucosidase activity. Gene Ontology annotation, cellular component: extracellular region; cell surface. The record is from RefSeq and is a predicted model, not a curated record. Bases 1 to 2154 code for a protein of 717 amino acids.
AUGCCGCGGUAUGCAUUGGCACACCAAAGGGAUGACUCUCACGACUCGACCUAUGAUGAGAUUGAACGGGAAAAGAUCGCGGCAGCAAUAAGGAGCGAAAGGCGCCGAGAAAGAGACCUGGGAAGGGCUGAGAGCAGAAGGCCGCGUAGAGGGGAAAGUCGGCGAGGUGAUAUUGGCCGUGGGGAGAGUAGGCGCGGAGAGAGUAGGCGUGGGGAAAGUAGACGUCGGGAGAGCCGGCGUGGGGAGAGCAGGCAUGGUGAGGGUCGGCGGGGUGAGGGUCGGCGGGGUAACGCUCAGACUAUUCGGGUCGUGAGGUCUGAGAGCACAGAGGACGAAUAUAGACAUCGAGGCGGUGACCUUGGCGAAAGACCUAGAAGGAAGAGCAGGACGAAACGGAAGUCCAGGCAUGGGAUUGCCAUUGACGGCACCAAUGAUGAGGACUUGGAAGCUGCGGAGCGCCUGAGAGGGAGAAGGAGCCGAAGUCGCAGUGCACCACCACCGCCGCCGCCAAAGAAAAGGAAAUGCGGGCGUCGCUUCUGGAUUCUGCUUGGCAUAACGAUACUGCUACUCAUCAUUUUGAUUCCAGUCGGUGUUGUAGUUGCCGGAAAGAAGAAGGCUGCAACUAGCUCCGCGGAUGAGUCUGGUCUUGGAAAAGGGGCUUCUUCUGGAGACAUUUCAAAUAUUGACCCUAAUAGUGUUCCGAGCGAGUAUAAAGGAACAUAUCUCGACCCAUUCACUUGGCUCGAUACUACAGAUUUCAACCUGACAUUCACUGAUAAAAAAGUUGGCGGACUCUCAGUGAUGGGGCUGUUUGAUGAUUUUGAUGAUUCCGCGAAAGCCAACCCCAACGUCCCGGCACUGAACGAAAAAUGGAACUAUGGCACCCAAGCUGGGACAAACCCUAUCCGCGGUGUGAACGUGGGAGGUUGGCUCAUCAUUGAACCGUUUAUUACACCAUCGUUCUUUGACGCAUAUUCCUCGGCAUAUGGUGUCGUUGACGAGUAUACCUUGACCAAAACACUCGGUGAGAGCAAAACAAAAGAAACCGUCGAAAAACAUUAUUCAACAUUUGUCAACGAAGCCACAUUCAAAGGGAUUCGAGAUGCUGGCCUUGACCAUGUUCGUAUUCCAUUUGGGUAUUGGUCUGUAUUCCCAGAGACUGGAGAUCCAUAUCUCCCAAAUGUUGGAUGGAGAUACCUGCUCCGUGCAAUUGAGUAUUGCCGAAAGUACGGACUGAGGGUCAAACUUGACUUGCACAGUGUGUACGGAGGAGCAAACGGAUGGAAUCACAGUGGCAGACUUGGGCCAAUCAAUUGGCUAAAUGGAACCGACGGAGAGCUCAAUGGGCAGAAAACACUAGAUCUCCACGCUGGGAUGGCAGAGUUUUUCGCGCAGCCGAGGUACAAGAACAUAGUCACUAUGUAUGGCCUCGUCAAUGAGCCAAAGAUGAUAUAUCUUGAUCCCCAGAAGGUCAUUGAUUGGAGUACAAAGGCCCAUGCUGUUAUCCGGAAAGCUGGGUAUGAGGGCUACAUCAUUUUCGGCGAUGGCUUUAGAGGUCUAACCUCAUGGAAAGGUGCAUUCGAUGGCCUUGAUAAGAUGGUAUUGGAUGUGCAUCAAUAUGUCAUCUUUAACGUAGGCCAGCUCUCUGCCAGCCAUACUGCGAAGGUAAAUUUUGCCUGUAUAGGAUGGAGCCAGCAGCUGGCAGAGAGUCUUAAUACAUCGACGGGGUUCGGGCCGACUAUCGUUGGUGAAUGGGGACAGGCUGAUACGGACUGCACGCCGUAUUUGAAUAAUGUUGGUGUUGGCUCGCGUUGGGAGGGAACCUUGAACACUACGGAUGGCACAGCAGUAUCCAAACCUAGCUGUCCCAGUGGAACGGACUGUUCCUGCGAAAAUGCAAACGCAGACGCGUCGACAUACACAGCUGAAUACAAGCAGUUUUUGAAGAUGUUUGCUAUAGCACAAAUGGACGCAUUUGAAGUCGGCUGGGGAUGGAUGUACUGGACAUGGGACACCGAGAAAGCUAUUCAAUGGUCCUACAAAAAGGGCAUGGCUGCUGGAAUAUUACCGGCGAAAGCUUAUGACCGUGACUGGAGUUGUUCGAGCAAUGAUGUUCCGGACUUCUUGAGCCUAGGGCUACCAGAGAGCUAUUAA